UACACAACCGGCGCACCGUGCACCGAUCCUCCAAAAUGGCGAAUUGGAAGGAGUGAUCUCUUUUAAAGCUUUUUCAAGACAUGCGGCAUAUGUUCCGCUUUUUCCAAAGACUAAAAUCAACCAGAAAGGCUUUCCAGCAUUCAAAGUUGGUUGCAUAUCAGUCACCAUCAAAUAAACUUGGUCAAAGACAACUUCAUGUUUCCAGCAUAUUCUUCUCCAAGAAACAUGAUAUACAAAAGAAAUCUGAGGUUUUGAUUGAUUCCUCAGUAACCAUUGCAGAAUUGGCAAAGCAUGUUGGAGUGUCAAUUAAUGAUCUUGUGAGAUUUACUAAAGAUGCUGGAGAGAAAGUUGAUAGAGGACCUAAGACAUUGCUUAAGCCAGAAAUUGUUGAGCUGAUUCUUUUGGAACAUGGCUUUACUGCAAGAUUCCAUGACGAGGAUUUUGAUAUAUCACCAAGACCACCAUGUAUGGACCAGAGUAUUUUAAAACGACGUUACCCUGUGGUCACCAUAAUGGGUCAUGUUGACCAUGGAAAGACAACAUUGUUGGAUAGGUUGAGAAAGACAUCUGUUGCAGCUGCCGAGGCUGGUGGAAUAACCCAACAUAUUGGAGCAUUUUCAGUUAAAUUACCAAAUACAUUUAGUAUUGUAUUCAUUGAUACCCCUGGGCAUGCUGCUUUUGAGACCAUGCGUGCACGUGGUGCUCAUGUUACAGAUGUGAUAGUGUUGGUUGUCGCCGCAGAUGAUGGUGUGAUGCCUCAGACUAUUGAAUGUAUCAAUCAUGCAAAUAAUGCAAAUGUUCCUGUAAUUGUUGCAAUUAACAAAAUUGAUAGACCAAAUGUUAAUCUGGCUAAAGUGAAAAAUCAACUUCUUAGCCAUGGUCUACAACUGGAAGAAUUUGGAGGAGACGUUCAGACGGUUGAGAUAUCAGCUUUGAAUGGCAUAAACCUUGAUCAUCUGACAGAAGCAGUAACCACGCACGCGGAGAUUGCCGACUUGCGCGCGGAUUUCACUGGAUUAGCUGAGGGAGUUGUAUUGGAGUCGAGAAUAGAGAAAGGACGAGGAGCCAUCGCAACUGCUCUUGUCCAGAGAGGCGUUUUAAAGAAGGGUGCGGUGCUAGUUGCUGGGUCGUGUUCUUGCAAGGUUCGUCAGUUGUUGGACGACAGCGGGAAAACAAUGAUCAGAGCGAUGCCUUCAACGCCAGUUCAAAUUACGGGUUGGAAAGAACUUCCUGAAGCUGGAGAGCUUUUACUGGAAGUUGAAUCUGAAAACAUUGCAAAUAAGGUGACGAAUCAUCGGAAAAAUAAACAACAAAGUAUGAAGAGUUAUGGACCACGUUUAUCAGAGUCGGACAAUCUGGAAGUUAUGAUGAAGAAUUUCAGCAAGUCUUAUGACAGUACGGAGAAGCUUGAUGUGGUUAUCAAAGCUGAUGUAAAUGGAUCUCUUGAAGCAGUUUUAGACGCUAUAAAAACCUAUAAAGCUGGAAAACCUAAACUGUCCAUUGUUUCGUCUGGCGUUGGCGCUGUUUCCGAAAAUGAUAUUCGGUUACUGGAACCUUUCAAAGGAAUUUUGUUUGCUUUCAAUGUGGCCGUAUCAAAAGAUCUUCAGAAAUUAGCGCAGCAAUUGGACGUCAGGAUUCACACGGGAAGAGUUAUAUAUCGUUUAUUAGACACUCUUAAGGAGGAAAUGUCUGCAAAGCUUCCACUGGUUCGUGAGGAUAUUCCCAUCGGUGAGGCGACGGUGUUAAAAGUAUUUCAACUCUCUGGGAAGAGAAAAGCCACGGUUGCUGGUUGUCGUGUAAAACAAGGUCAGCUACGAAGAAAGGAAAGUUAUCGCGUCUACAGAAAUAACCAAGCCAUAUUUGAAGGGAUUUUAUCCAGCAUGAAGCGAGAGAAUGAUGAUACAGAAUUAGCGAAGAAAGAAACAGAAUGUGGACUUUGUUUUGAAAACUUUCACGAUCUUAAGGAAGGCGACAGAGUAGAAUGUUUCAGCAAGACUUUUAAUAAACAAGAAGUAAACUGGAAGUGGAAUUUCUGAAAGAAAAAGAGACCCGAGCUCUUCGACGUAGGCUUUGUUCAAGAAAUACUUCUGAUUUUGAAUCUCAAGUAUGAUUACAAAAUUGUUAUCACUGUGAACAGCUUUAUCAAGUUCUAAUGAUCCCACUCCAGUGGACACGAAGACUCUGAUUCAAGUGUUCCAAGUGAAAUCACAUCAAAAUAUAACUAGCCGCCUCCUUUUUUUCGUCGAACCAUACUUUAACCUCCUCUAACCUAUCAUGACAAAUGUGCUUAAGAAUUAAAAUCGCAUUCAUAAUUCUAUCAUCAGAAAAGCAUGUCAUUUUAUAGGCAAGGACACUGUAUGUAUCGCUCUUAUGAUAAAUACUUGCAUGCGUCAAACGUGUUGAAAAGUAACAUUAUAUGUCGCUGAAGUUUAAUUAGCAAUGUCACAACGACGGUCUGGUUUUAAACUUUGGUCACUCAUGAUAUCUUCUUAACAGCGUUAUUAAGGUCGGGACCUUUCCAUCCCAUUUUAACUUUCCACUCCUUGCAAACUAGAUUAUGAUUGUAUAUUUUAAAAGUUACCUCCGUUGCUUUAUGUAAAAUGGACUGUAUAGUUCAUGUGGGGAAAAUAAACCACAGUUUCUUGUAGUUUAGUUACAACAGGUCGAGAUUAUACAACAUACACAAUGAGACUGGAAUCUAUUACG
Messenger RNA from Dendronephthya gigantea, 2706 nucleotides. Its product is annotated as translation initiation factor IF-2, mitochondrial-like. Bases 81 to 2036 code for a protein of 651 amino acids. The transcript has 19 exons. Gene Ontology annotation, biological process: translational initiation. The record is from RefSeq and is a predicted model, not a curated record. Lineage: Eukaryota; Metazoa; Cnidaria; Anthozoa; Malacalcyonacea; Nephtheidae. Gene Ontology annotation, molecular function: translation initiation factor activity; GTPase activity; GTP binding.